Thamnophis sirtalis is the source of this 9143-nucleotide messenger RNA. The record is from RefSeq and is a predicted model, not a curated record. NCBI's taxonomy places the organism in Eukaryota, Metazoa, Chordata, Lepidosauria, Squamata, Natricidae.
AUAAUUAUUAUAUUUUUGCAUAGUUGCAGCUCGUCAUGGAUUACAAAGUCUUGGGAAAGUUGCUGUUUCGCGGAGAAUGCCCCCUCCAGCUAACCUCCCUAGUCUUAAAGCAGAAAACAAAGGCAAUGAUCCCAACAUAAACAUUGUGCCUAAGGAUGGCACAGGUUGGGCUUCUAAACAAGAACUACAUGAGGAAGAAAAAUGUUGCUAGCUGGAGAGAAGGUGGAGGCAGAAGUUUAAACUCUCCAAACUCCCCAACUGAUCAAGAAGCAAAACCUCUUAUUCAAGAAGAUGGUAAUAUGCCUGGACCAACAGAACCAAUUGAUGCCCUUAAGAUACCAGAAAAGAAGGAGAUACGGCUAGCACCACCUCCCCCACCUAAGAUGAAUGGCCAGCAACAGCCAGGGAUCCCUCCUCAGUAUAAAGGAAUGAUACCACCAUAUAUGCUUAAUCAGUACCCUAAACUAGCGUAUCCACCAAUGGCAGGUCCCAACAGAUUUCCUGCCCCAUCUGAGAGCAGCAGAAACCCAAGAGGAAGGGGGCCGCCUUCACGGAACUCCGAAGCUGUAGAACGUCCUUCAAUCCUAAGUGCUAAUGAACUCAAAGAACUUGAUAAGUUUGAUAAUUUAGAUGCUGAAGCUGAUGAGGGCUGGGCUGGAGCUCAAAGUGAAGUAGAUUAUACUGAACAGUUGAACUUCAGUGAUGAUGAUGAACAGGGAGGUAAUCAGAAAGAACAGGAAAACAGUAAUGAAUCUACUAGAGAUGUAGACAAGAAAGACGUAGAAGAAUCUAAAUCAUCUGCUCCUUUGCCAUCAGUUGGAUCAAAAGGUGCAUAUAGCAAAAGCAGUCAAUUUGACCAGGGACGUGGAGUGUUACCAGCACAAUCUUCAGCACUUGAGAGAAGUAGUAGUUCUGGACUUCAUGCAAAAUCAAUUCUUCAGCAUCCACAUCCAGAUCGCAUGGCAGGACCAGGAAGGCAAGCUUCCUUUCCUCCUAGGCCAGCACCAGAUGAUGAUGAGAUUUGGAAGCAGAGGCGAAGACAGCAGACAGAAAUAUCUGCAUCAGUAGAACGAGCCCGUAAAAGGAGAGAAGAGGAGGAGCGAAGAAUGGAGGAACAAAGAAAAGCUGCAUGUGCUGAGAAAUUAAAACGCUUAAAUGAGAAAUUUGGGUGUGCACCAAAGCCAACUCGAGAAGAGCCAUUGAAAGAAAAAGAAAUUAUCAGAGAAAAAGAUGUUGAAAGGGAAAAGGAACCAACUAUUGAAAAGGAGGAAGAAAAAUUGAUAGAUGUGGAAAUAAAAGAAAAUCAAGAAAAAGGCAAAGAAGUAGAAAAGGAGAAAGAAAGAGAGGAGAAAGAAGAAGUGGAAGAGGAACUUAAAGUAGAGGAGAAACCUAAAACUGAAAUUUCUGAGCCUCAGGAGUCUGUCAUUGCCCCAGUGAUAUUAGAGAAAGAAGAAAAAGAAACCACCAUUGAGGAAGAAAGAGACUGUCAGCUUGUUUCCACCAUACAAGAAACCGAUCAUAACGAAAAAGACAAUUCACAUGAAAACGAGCCUGAUUCUGGAGCUCAGCCUCGACCUGCUGUUUCUUCUGGCUAUUCAAAGCAGUUUCAGAAAUCGUUGCCACCACGAUUUCAGAGACAACAGGAGCAAAUGAAACAGCAACAGUGGCAACAGCAGCAGCAAGGAGUUUUACCACAAUCUACACCAUCACAACCUUCUAACAGUCCUGUUCCCCCGCCACCACAUAGGCCAUUGUACCAACCUAUGCAAUCGCACCCCCCACAUUUGGCUUCUAUGGGCUUUGAUCCAAGGUGGCUCAUGAUGCAGUCCUAUGUGAAUCCAAGAAUAAUGUCAGGAAGGCCUACUAUGGAUAUGCCACCUAUGCAUCCUGGAAUUAUACCUCCUAAACCACUUCUGAGGAGGGAUCAAAUAGAGGGGACAGGAGCUGGUUCAGAUUCUUUUGAUCAUGUUACUCGAUCAGCGAGGGAACAUGCCAUACCACUGCCAGAAUCACGUAUGAUGUGGGGGUCAGAACCAUAUACUCACACAGAUCCUCAACAGACUAGUGCCUCUCCCAAAAUCCUUGAAGAAACUGUUGAUAUAAGGUCUGAAGAACUUUUGGAUCAAGAUCAAAUAACAGCGCAAGCAGUAUACUCAGGAGAAGAGAGUCAGUUAGAUCCCAAUAUAAAGACAGAUUUCAAAAAAUCUGAGGAUGUGAACAUACAGACUUCAAGCAGGUCUUUGGAAAAUGCACAGCCUCAUCAAUCUGAUACAUGUCCAUCGGCAGGAAAUUUUGAAGUGACUGCAGGAAAUGUUUCAGAAAUCUCCAAAGAACAACAGGUGCCUAUAGAAGAGAAUAAUUCUUCUCUGAAGAAAAGCAUUUCUCAUGGAUCAACUCAUUCUUUGAAAUCAGAAGAAUCAGUGGGCAAUACACAGGCAAAUAUUCCCAAAAUAAACAACAGACACACUGAAACAAAAGAACCACUGCUGGAAAGACUAGACGGCAAGCAAAAAAAGGAGGGGUUCACAAGUAGUAGGUUGUUAGAGGGAUCAAAACCUGAAAAGCCCUUUAAACCUAAAUCUGAAACUCGAUGGGGUCCAAGACCAGGGUAUGGUAGAAGAGAGGAAGGCAGUGACAGGCCAAUGAGAAGAUCGGGUCCCAUUAAAAAGCCAAUUCUUCGUGAUAUGAAAGAAGAACGUGAACAAAGAGAAGAACGUGAACAGAAGAAAGAACGGGAGGGAGAAAAACUGACAAAUGAGAGAGUCAAUAAAAUUGAGAAAAGGGAUCAGCCUCAGAUGCUAAUUUCCAGGUUAGAACCAGAGAAAGCCACUACAGUUGAUAAGAAAACAUUGCAAAACACAUCGCAAGCUGCAGAGUGUACAGACGGCCCCAUAGAACCUAUAAUUACGCCUACUGUUCAGCAGCCUGUCGUUGUACAACAAGCAGCAGCAGUACUUCCUGCAUCUCAGCCGCCAGCUACAAUCCAAACGCUUCCACCUUCAGCUCCACAGCCAAACACUCCACAAACUGCAGUUGAGGCUCCACCACUUAGUGUACAAGAGUUAUCAGUUCAACAACCUGCAAAUGUGAAGGAAGAAAAGCAGCCAGAAAAAAUAAUUAACAAAGAACAACCUGUAGAAAGACCUGGUAUUGAAACCAGACCAGUAAAAAGGGAGCCUGGAGCACCUCCCAGAACAUACUGGAAAGAAAACAGGGACUGGUUUCCGGACCAAGGAUACAGAGGAAGAGGACGUGGAGAAUAUUACUCUAGGGGACGCAGCUAUAGGGGUUCUUAUGGAGGCAGGGGUCGAGGUGGAAGAGGUCACAAUAGAGAUUAUCCCCAUUACCGAGAUACUAAACCUAGAGUAGAACAUGUUGCUUCUGGUCCUCUUAGGCAGAGAGAGGAGAGUGAAACCCGUAGCGAGAGCUCUGAUUUUGAAAUUGUUCCAAAACGACGAAGACAAAGAGGCUCAGAAACGGACUCUGACAGCGAAGUACAUGAAAGCGCCAGUGAUACUCUUCUGUCAGACAAAGACAGCUUAAGCAAAGGCAAACACCCAAAGAGAGAAGAAAGGGCAGAUGUUAAAAAGCCUUCAAAGGCCCUGCUACCUUUCAAACCUGAAAAUAACAUUCGAGGGGACCAUAGAGGAGUUGAUAAAACAUAUGUAAGAGAAGAUGAAAAUAAGACCAAGCCUGGUUUUCUCCCUAAAGGAGAACCUUCUAGACAUGGCAGAGGGGGGAUGUUUAGACGUGGUGGAAGGGAUUCAGUUGGUCGCCCACCCCGACCGUCUAUUCUUAGGAGACCAGGAUACAGAGAGAAUCAGUGGAACCCAAGACAGACAGAAAUCUCCAAGCCUGAAGAUGGAGAACCACAACGAAGACAUGAACAUUAUGGCCCUAUACAGUUGGAUAAAAGACCUCCUGCAAAGUUUGAGAGGAAAUUUGAUCCCGCAAGGGAACGACCCCGAAGGCAAAGGCCUGCACGACCUCCCAGACAAGACAAGCCGCCACGUUUUCGGAGAUUAAAAGAAAGAGAGGCGGCAUCAAAAAUAAAUGAAGUCACAACUAGUUCAUCAUCAAGUGUGGCAGUGAGUAAUGCUGUUAAUGAGCAGCCAAGCACUACUUUGGAGGUUUCAGGAAGUAAAACGCCUGACUUGUCCAAUCAGAACUCUUCAGACCAGGCAAAUGAAGAGUGGGAAACUGCUUCAGAAAGUAGCGAUUUCAAUGAGAGACGCGAGAGGGAUGAAAAGAAAUUAGCAGACGUCGCAGCACAGGGAGCUGUUAAGACAGGAGAAAACACACUAAUUCCUAAAAGAGAAAUAGCUAAGAGAAGUUUUUCCAGUCAGAGACCUGGGAUUGAUCGGCAGAAUCGCCGUGGUAAUAAUGGCCCAUCCAAAUGUGGACGAAACUUUUCAGGGCCAAGAAACGAAAGGAGAAGCGGCCCUCCAAUGAGACCUGGAAAAAGGGGACCAUUUGAAGAACAGAUGCCUGUUGUGAUUAGCGCUGAAUCAAUAAGCAGCAAUUUGUAUCAGGAGGAAAACGGUAACAGUGCUGCUGUGCCAAAAGGUUCCAAAGAUAGCAACAGCAAGAAACGGGAAGAAUCCAAGUCUGGCCCAAAGAAACCCAAAGAGAAAGUCGAUGCAAUCUCUCAGUUUGACCUUAAUAACUAUGCAAGCGUUGUCAUUAUUGAUGACCAUCCUGAAGUGACAGUAAUUGAAGAUUCCCAAUCCAGCUUGAGCAAUGAUGGUUUUACUGAAGUAGUGUCAAAAAAACAGCAAAAACGUUUGCAAGAUGAAGAACGUAGAAAAAAAGAAGAACAAACAGUGCAGGUCUGGACCAAAAAGAAUUCAAAUGAAAAAGGGAGAUGUACAAAUUCUAAACUCCCGCCCAGGUUUGCCAAAAAGCAACAACAGGCGACUGCAGCCGCUGCCGCAGCCGCAGCUGCCACUCAACAAGGCCAGGUUCAACCACAAGUCCCAUUGCAAGGUGUGCCUCAGAUUCCAAGUCCACAAACUUCGGUCCAGGCACAAACGCCAGCAACUUGUUCAUUGAACAUCUGUACAGACUAUGCAGGAACAAGCAAAACUCUGCAGAAUGCACCUGCCCAUAAUGCUGUAGGAACCGAAUUUUGGGAUAAUAAAGUACCCCCUACAAGCAUCCUCAAUGACAUCUCUAAAAAAUUGGGGCCUAUUAGUCCUCCACAGCCACCUUCUGUCAGUGCAUGGAAUAAGCCUUUGACAUCAUUUGGAUCAGCUACUUCGCCAGAGGGAACCCCUGCUGGACAGGAAGGUGGAAUUGAUUUGGGAAUAGAAACCAUUCAGUUUGGAGCUCCAGCCUCUAGUGGGAGUGAUAGUGAAGUUGGGCCGGCUUCAGAUAAGGCCUCAGAAAAGCUUCUUGAACCAAAGGAACAAAGGCAAAAACAACCACGUGCAGGACCUAUAAAAACACAAAAGCUUCCAGAUAUGAAUCCAGUAGAAAGCAAAGAAUACAAGCCUGGCCCAAUUGGGAAAGAGCGAUCACUAAAGAACAAAAAAGUAAAGGAGGCUCAACAGGGCGAUUCUGAGAUGCAAGAAAAGUCCAGUGCUAAUACAGUCAGAAGCUCAGAUCCUAUUACUUCUAAAGAAAACAAAUCAACUAAUGAACUUAGUACAGAAAUAGGAACAAUGAUAUCAGUGUCGGCUGCAGAAUUUGGAACAACUCAAAAAGAGUCUGUAACAGACUAUACAACACCGUCUUCUCAUUCAAGUACAGUGGCAACAAACAGUGCAAAGAUGGAGGAGGCUUUAGUUACAAAUGUGCCCCUGCCCCACACCCUUCCCCUCCCUAGGAGGGAGACUCUACAACAGAGCUCCAGCCUAACUCCAGUUUCUCCCGCUACCGUCGACCUCACCCUCAAGAUGGAAUCUGCUCGCAAAGCGUGGGAGAAUUCACCAAAUGUGGGAGAAAAGAGUUCACCUGUUACAUCAUCAGCAUCUCCUGUUACUGGUGGUAAUAGUAGUAGCAGCGGAGGUGGGAACAGCAGCAGUAGCAGUGGACCAACCAGUGGUACAUACAGCUCUUUUUCAAGUGCACCCAUGCCUCCAAUUCCUGUAGCUUCUGUUACACCUACAACUUCAUUGUCAGGAGCUGGAACAUACACUACUUCCUCAUUAAGUACAAAAACCACUACAACCUCCGAUCCACCCAACAUCUGUAAAGUGAAGCCACAGCAAUUACAAACAAGCAAUUUAGCAUCUGCUGGUCAUUUUUCCCAGUUAAGCUGUAUGCCAUCUCUGAUCGCCCAACAGCAACAAAGUCCACAGGUCUAUGUGUCUCAGUCAGCAGCAGCUCAAAUUCCUGCAUUCUAUAUGGAUACAACUCAUUUGUUCAAUACCCAACAUGCCCGUUUGGCUCCUCCUUCACUUGCCCAGCAGCAAGGAUUUCAACCAGGACUCUCACAGCCUACUUCAGUUCAGCAGAUACCAAUUCCAAUAUAUGCUCCUCUUCAAGGACAGCAUCAAGCUCAACUGAGUUUAGGAGCAGCACCUGCUGUCUCCCAGGCCCAGGAGUUGUUUAAUUCUUCUCUGCAGCCCUAUAGAUCUCAGCAGGCAUUUAUGCAGAGUGGCUUGUCUCAGCCAUCUCCAGUGGUUCUUUCGGGCACAGCUUUACACAACUUCCCAACAGUGCAGCAUCAAGAACUUGCCAAAGCACAGUCAAGCCUUGCAUUUCAACAAACAUCCAACACUCAGCCUAUUCCUAUCUUGUAUGAGCACCAGUUAGGUCAACCUUCAGGAUUAGGAGGUUCCCAACUUAUUGAUACACAUCUGCUCCAGGUCCAGCAACCAGGGCAGACAAGCUUCUAUAAUACUGCUCAGUCUCCCAGUACUCUCCAGCAGGUAAACUAUGGCAUGAUGACAGUACCUAUACCAGGAUCACAACUUUCUUUGCCCAACUUUGGAUCAGCAGGCCAGCCUUUAAUUGCUCUUCCACAAUCCCUUCAACCUCCAUUACAGCACACUCCACCACAACCUCAGGCUCAAAGCCUGAGUCGGCCGACACAAGUGGGUCAGCCUUUCAGAGGAUUAAUUCCAGCUGGCACUCAGCACAGCAUUAUAACUGGAAAGGGCCGUCUCUACAAGUCCAAACAGUCAGACGAAUAAAAUUAACACCAUUAUUUACCAGAAGCAAUUCCAAUCAGCAGCUGUGAGAAUGGCUCAACCAUUUCCUCCUCAGUUUGCACCACAGAUCCUCUCUCAGCCUAACCUGGUCCCUCCAUUGGUAAGAGCCCCACAUACUAACACCUUCCCAGCACCCGUUCAGAGGCCGCCAGUGGCACUGGCUAGUCAGAUGCCACCUCAGAUGACCACAGGUCUUUUGAGCCACCCUCGUUUGCCACAUGUGCCGAGGGGUCCUUGUGGAUCAUUCUCUGGAGUCAGAGGCAAUCAGGCCCAGGCUGCGAUGAAGGCUGAACAAGACAUAAAGGCAAAGCAAAGAGCAGAAGUCAUUCAGUCAACGCAGAGAUUUUUCUCUGAACAGCAGCAGAGCAAGCCACCUGGAGGCAAAAUACAGAAAGUGGGUGACAAUGGGAGCAAAGCUCCAGAGGCAGUGACAGACUCCACCUCUGGAAUCUGCCAAGACAAAGUGGAAGAGAAACAGAAUGCUACGGCAGCACCCAAGCCUAUUAGAACUGGUCCAAUCAAACCCCAGGCCAUCAAGACAGAAGAAACAAAAUCAUAAAAUGAUGCUUUUUGCAAACCAAUAUGAAGAGUGAAAUGUCAGCUGAAUCAACCUUGAGCCCAGAGAGGGCGAGGCAUACCUGUUCAAAGCUAUGAGUAGCAAAAACAGAGACGGCUGUCAUCAGCUAUGAGUGCUAAAGAUCUGGAAUCGUGGGGACUUUUCUAUGGGACAUUUUGUAUGCCGUUGCAUGAAUGAAUGUGAUCAAUCAGAAUUGAGGCACCUCUCUGCUUUUUCAAUGGUGCAAAACUAAAUAAUGCUCCUGAGGCAUUUUAUUAGCCAAAGGUAAACAUUCUCCUUUUUUGCUGCUGAUUUAUUUAGAGAAAGAAGGGCAGAUCGGAGAAGACCAUGCUGGGAUAAAAACACGGGGUUGGAGUUUGGGCUACUCGGGCCCAAAUCAGAUGUUCUUUCAAAACGGAGCAGGAGAAUUUACGACCAUGAAUAAAGUCAUAAAAAGAGCAGCUUAAUCACCCCCUACUCCCAUUACACACCAUUUCAUUUUGUAAAUGUUUGAUGUCAAGAUUUCCAGGAAAGGCAGGAGGUGGUCUGCUACUACAAUUUGAUUAUGGUGCUGAAUUUUAACUGAAAAAAAAAGAUAUUAAUUGCUUCUCCAUGUUAAUAUAAUAUCAGAAGGGCAGUUUUGGGAGGCUCCCUUUUACAUUGCCAGUUGCGUUGAGCUCAAACUAGACAGAGCUUGAGAAGAAAGCCUUUGGCCUUGAAAUGCUUCUUAAUUUGUGAGCAUAAAGCAGCAAGCAUUUCAUUUUGGGCCAUAAAAAACCAGAUAUUUAUAUCAGAGCUGCAUCACUCUUUCUGCUCAUUGUGCUGGAAAAUAGAAUCAAGUCAAAAUAAUGCCUUCUUAAAUUGUAUCUCUUAGUAGUAUAGCUGUAGGAAAAGUACUGUAUGAUAACUUCUGUGAAUGUAAAAUAUCUCAUUCCUGCUUACAAUAUGUAGUUGUGACUGUGCUAUAGCAGAGCUGUAUAAUGAAGUUAUUCAGACUUUUCAAGUCAAUUGGAGGGCACCACAUGGCACAUCAUACCGAACUAUUUUCUCUGGCAAUUUUCCCGACCCCUUUCUGGAACAAAGAAUGAAUCAAAAACGGUGUAAUGUGUAUAAUUUUGUUCAGAUGAUGGCAAAAUCUGGAAAAGUCUGUUGCUGCUAUUGAUGCCUAGUGAAAUGCUGUUGGUUAUCUUUUUUAUAUAAAUAUUAUAAUUUGCAUUUUUUUUUAAAUUUUAGCUGUGAUGUCAGCUUUGGAGAAAGAGAUCCACUUGUUCUGUGAGUUGGCAUUGUACAGAAAUUAACAGCCAUAUUGGUCUAGAAAAGUUUAAACUUUUUUUUUCAUUUGUACAGGGGUAACGCACUGUAUUAAAUAUGUAAGGUCUUAUUUACAUGGGUUUGAUUACAGAAACUAAUAAAAUAUUCUCUACAUAAAA